Molecule: messenger RNA, 1413 nt
Organism: Alternaria arborescens
Lineage: Eukaryota; Fungi; Ascomycota; Dothideomycetes; Pleosporales; Pleosporaceae
Product: cAMP-dependent protein kinase type 2
Exons: 4
Coding region: 1-1413 (470 amino acids)
Biological process (GO): peptidyl-serine phosphorylation
Cellular component (GO): nucleus; cAMP-dependent protein kinase complex
Molecular function (GO): ATP binding; cAMP-dependent protein kinase activity
Source: RefSeq, a predicted model, not a curated record
AUGCCUACUCUGGGCUUCCUCAAGAAGAAGCGGACGAAGGACUCGAACGGCUCCAAGGACCUCGACUCGCCGACUUCGCCCAUCAAGGACAGCAACUCGCCCAUCACGCCCACGACAUCGCGCAAGUCGGGCUCCUUCCACCUCCACAAGACCAAGACGAACGAGUCUCUCACCAACACCACAAGCAACACCAGCACCACGGCCGCGGCCGCGCCUGCCGCAGACAGCAAGCCGGCCGACUCGAUGAACCCCGCCUACGCCCAACAGCAGCAGCAGCAGCCGCAGCAGCAGUUUGGCGCCAGUCCGCAGUCCAACCCUACGCCAUCGCACAAUAUCCCCAGCAUACAGAAUCUGAUACACCCCAACAACACUAGCUCGCACCAGUCGGCCCCUAAGAAUGGCGGCGCCGUGCAGUUCCAGACUCAGCCGCUUAACCAGACCCGUGUCACCAAGGGCAAGUACUCGCUGACCGACUUCACCAUCCAGCGGACGCUCGGCACGGGUAGCUUCGGGCGAGUGCAUCUCGUUCAGUCCAAGCACAACCAGCGCUUCUAUGCCGUCAAGGUGCUGAAGAAGGCCCAGGUCGUCAAGAUGAAGCAGGUCGAGCACACCAAUGACGAGCGGCGCAUGCUGCAGCAGGUCAAGCAUCCGUUCCUGAUCACGCUGUGGGGCACCUUUCAAGAUUCCAAGAAUCUCUACAUGGUCAUGGACUUUGUAGAAGGAGGUGAGCUGUUUAGUCUGCUGCGAAAGUCCCAGCGCUUCCCAAACCCGGUUGCCAAGUUCUACGCCGCAGAGGUUACGCUGGCACUCGACUACCUGCACUCGCACAACAUCAUCUACCGAGACUUGAAGCCUGAGAACUUGCUGUUAGAUCGUCAUGGUCAUCUCAAGAUCACUGAUUUCGGCUUCGCGAAAGAGGUUCCCGACAUCACAUGGACACUUUGCGGAACGCCCGACUACUUGGCACCAGAGGUCGUCGCGUCAAAAGGCUACAACAAGUCUGUCGACUGGUGGUCGCUUGGCAUCCUCAUUUUUGAAAUGCUGUGCGGUUUCACUCCCUUCUGGGACGGUGGCUCGCCAAUGAAAAUCUAUGAAAACAUUCUCAAGUCGAGAGUGAAGUAUCCACCAUACAUACACCCUGACGCACACGACUUGCUGCAGAAGCUCAUUACACCCGAUCUUACCAAGCGAUUGGGCAACUUGCACGGCGGAAGCAAGGACGUUAUGAACCAUCCCUGGUUCGCCGAGGUGACGUGGGACCGAUUACAGAAGAAGGACAUUGAUGCACCCUACGUGCCUCCUGUGCGAGCUGGUGUUGGCGAUGCGAGUCAAUUCGAUAAGUAUCCGGAGGAGACGGAAGCAUACGGUCAGGCAGGAGAUGACCCUCAUGGGCACCUAUUUCCCGACUUCUAA